Messenger RNA from Guillardia theta CCMP2712, 6090 nucleotides. RefSeq lists its product as hypothetical. The transcript is spliced from 12 exons. The record is from RefSeq and is a predicted model, not a curated record. The coding region runs from base 1 to 6090 and encodes 2029 amino acids. NCBI's taxonomy places the organism in Eukaryota, Cryptophyceae, Pyrenomonadales, Geminigeraceae.
AUGGCAAAGACUAAAGUACAAAUCAGUUGUGUUGCACCUGCAUUGGCUGGAAAUUACAGUGGGGUGAUCUGGUAUGACGGAUAUCUCGCUCGGAUGAUUGAUUAUUCAUCGAACGUUGUCCUCAACUCGGUCUUGGCUUCAACUUCAGAUGGGAAAUCGUACUCUUCACAGUUUGAAGUGUCUAUAGACGCGAGCUCCAACUCUGCGAGUCUUCGCGUGGUGUUCUCUCAGAUUCUUCCAAAGAGCAUGUAUGUUCUUUCAAUAUUGGGAUCUUAUGGCUUGAAUGGGCAACAUUUCCAGAUCGAUCUUCAAUUUGAAGUAUCAGCUGCUCCAUAUAUCGGAUACAUCUUUCCAUCUUCUGGCCCUGUCCUUACCAGCACUUCCGUUGAUAUGAUUCUUUACAACGCAGAAAAUUUUCUGAGAUCUCAGCUCUACAUUCGAUUUCUAGGUCAGGUCCUCCGACCCAAUUCAGUCCAACAAGCAAGCAUGAAUGCAAGCAUUCUUUACAUAUCAUUUAACACUCCAAGCAUUGAAACGAUCGGCAUCGUGACUUUUUGCAUUACCAAGGACCAGAAUACUUGUGAAGAUGUAUAUUCCUCGUUCCAAACUACUCCCCCAACCCCUUCCCUCUCACGACGAGCCUCAUCGACGGGAGGGACUGAGAUCCAGGUAGUUUUCUAUGGCACAACCGACAGUGUCCUAGUUUAUGCAUACGUGCCAUCACAAUCUUCUGGACUCAAGCGAACACAAUUGACCUCUCAGCGCAUAUCAAGUUGUACAUCCUCAAACAUCUGCUUCCAGACUUUGAAGAUAGUCACCUUGCCAUACACGAGUGGUUCUACUAUGUUAGCUGAAAUCGUGAAUGGUGAUAAUCGGCAGAACUUCACAAUCUCCUACUUUGUUAAACCCGGGGUUUUGUCGAUUCGGCCCACAUCAGCAACAAUCAAGGGAGGGGAUAUCAUUGAAGUGUCUUUGCAGAAUUUUCCCAUCAUAUCCACUGCUCUUGAUGUUCAAGUUUACUUGCGCAAUGUUCCUUCCAAGGUAUCGAGUGUGAAUGGGUAUAAUAGUUUCAGUUUAAUCGUUCCAAGAUCAGAUCUCGCGACGGAUACGCAAAUCUCCAUUGUUCCUUCGAUAUCUCUCGCCUCGGGCGAAUUGUUGGAUAUGACCGUUCAAGUUCCAUUCUCGUACACAUCUCCUGUCGCAAGAGUUCUGAGCUUGUCCCCAUCGCGAGGUUCGAUGGAGGGUGGCACGGUUGUGAGAUUAACAAUUUCACACUACCCCAAACAAUUGAGAACAACUGAUAUCACUAUAAGCUUUGGGUUGAGUCAAAAAGCCGCUGUUUCCAGCAUUGUCUACUCCGAUGCAAGUUCUGGAGAAACUAUCCUUGAGGCAAUCAUGCCGGCUCUUACAUUUGGUAUGCAGCAGGCAACUGUAGCAGUCAAUGAUGGAUAUCAGUCAUCAACAUUUUUGACAUAUGAGUCAUUUGAUUCUAGCAUUCGUACUACGUGCAACCGAACUGGAAUGUCAAGUUUGGACCAGAAAAUAAAGAUUGAUGGGGAUUGCUCAGGUGGGAUAGAUGGAAAGGAUAUUCUGCUCUUAUCAGUGACCAACCUUGGAAUCAUAACCAGCUCUGAUCAAGUUGCAAUUCAAUUUGGAACCGAAUAUGCGACGGCUUCUGCACUGGUGAAUUCAACAGUACAGAAGACGUACUUGCUUGUUCUCGUACCGAGUACGAACAUGUAUAGGAAAUCUACAUUAGUAGAUUUGACUAUCACUAACAUCUUGAGCACAAAACGACAAGGAAUUCUUAAAUUUCGCUAUGUUGCUGCUCCAAGCUUGACGACAGCUGUUUUCAAUGCGUUUGGAUCAUCCAUCUCAAUUUCGUUCUCUGAUCGAACAAAUAUCUUCUCCUUGGAAGCGUCCAAGCGAUCCGAUUGUAAUGUGUUCCUUGAUACCUCGACGAUUGACAACAUAGGAAAAUCUGCUUCAUGUGCAUGGACUGAUGAAAUGACACUGAGCAUUAUCUUGUCGUAUGGUGCAAGCAUUGUUCCAAGUGAUAGAAUCUCGAUCAAUCCCCAGGUUUUGAAAGACAGCAGCAACCUCGGACCAUACUGCAGUGGUCAAGUACAGGUUGUAGCUCCCAUAGGUCUGAAGAAACCUGUCUUUCAAUUGGUGGGUCCUCAAAAGGUUGGGCCCUGUGACACUGUUGAAAUCAUGGCGCUAGGAUCUUUCGCCAGACCCCUUAUAUUUACUUGGAAGUGUCUAAAAUGUCAGCAGGUGACUCAGACGAAGUUGUCCCUCACCUCUGCCGAUAGGAUACUGCUGUCAAGCUCUGAUUUUGUGGAUGCAGCGGGGACUUAUGAAGUUCAGGUCUACGGAAUCAACUUCCUUGGGGCAGUGAGUGAAACUCUUGCCUUGCAAUUUGAAAAGACUUCUCUCCCCGUUCCGGUGGUGAGCCUCUCAGGGUUCGGCUCGUUUUCAAAGUUCGACGACGUCAUAUUUGAAGCUAAGACAGCGUUUUCAAGUUGCAGCCAGGAAAUGGAGCUCCAAUUCCAAUGGACCCAACUUCAGUUGGAAGGCCAAAUCACAAACAAUCAUAUCCCAAAUAGUGCACUUGGUCGUAAUUCACCAACGUUCUUCCUUCCUAAGGGCACACUCAGUAUUCCUGGACCAUACUCUCUACGACUGCUGGUGAUCUUGCCAACCAACCCACCUGCAAUCACGAGCGCGGACGUGUCGUUCCACCUGAUGGCGUCGGAUCUGGUUGCUGUGAUUCGAAAUGGCGAUUCCAAACUUGGGCGAGGGAGCUCACAUCUGUAUCUCGAUGGAAGCGGCUCCUACGACCCUGACGUCCCAGCUGGUGCUUCGGAUCCUAAUCUUCAGUUCCAGUGGUCCUGUCAAGUGUCUGGCAUGAUAUGCAGGGACAGAGUCAGUAACGUACCUUUCACAUUCCCCAAUCAACCAGGGCUAAGCAUGUACACCGAGGGGUUUGAUGUCAACGUGAACUAUCAAUUCACAUUGGAAGUCAGCAAGGACUCAAGGACAGCGACGAGCAGCGUGGUCAUGGUGUUCGUGGAGGAAUAUGUUCCAGCCACUUCGAUCACAUCCCUCUCAACCAUCUUGGUCAAAGGGAAGAAUUACCUGAAUCCAGAUCAAAUCAUGAAUCUCCUUGAAACGUCUUGUACGUCUUGCACCUCGUUUUCAUGGGAGUUGCAAGAUCAAGAAAACAUUUUCACUCUAUCCGGAACUGCCAAUGCAAUCUUUAUUCCACCGUCAGUAUUUCUGGAAGGUCGAAAGUAUACAAUUGUUGUGAACAGCUAUCAGGAACCCCAAGGGAAUCAAUUCUGCAACGGACUAUGCAAAGGCUCGGCAUUCUUCGAUUUCGUGAUAAACCGCGCGCCUUCUGGAGGAACCUGCACAGUGAAUCCAACAGUUGGAUAUGAAGUGCAGACAAGGUUUCGAGUUGAGUGUGGAAGCUUCUCUGAUUCAGACGUUCCACUCACGUUUCAAUUCAGCUAUCAAAUAAGCAGCAGCUCAGAGUCGCCCUCAUUUGCGCCAUCACAAACGCCUAUUCGUGACCUCUACUUGCCUUCAGGCCAAGCAAACAUCACCGUCAUUGUUAUUGACAGCCUUGGUGCUCAGUCUUUGUACAAGAUCAAUACAAUAUCUGUACUCCCAAUAUCAACUAUCGCUCCAAACGACGCUCAAGCCGCGCUGGAUACAUUUAUUCAACUUGGAAAGACCUCUGAUUUUAGUAAUUUCGCAGUUUCCUUGACGCAAAAAUUAUCCCGAGAGAGUCAAUCCACAGGAUCUCGCCGUUCGCUCUUUUCUUUAUCUGAUAAUGUGCAAAUUAGGAGUAACACGAUCGUGUCACUCUUUACAAUCAUUGCAAAACAAGCUCCAACUGCAGGAAAUGUUCUGGAGACAUUGAGUACUUUGACAUUUCUCGUGAAUAGUACAGAAGGUUUGACUAUGGAAGCGACGAUCGCUGCAGUUGGUGUCAUCUACAACACUACAAGUUUGAUUCCUCAAGUGAUAGGUCCAGACUUUAGUGAUACAGACUUGCGUAACGUCCUGUUCACGGUCUCAGUGAUUGAAUCGUUGAUCUUUCAGCAAAUAGGAUUGACCAGCUCUCAAGAGAUCACGUUACUGCAAUUACUCAAGGAAACCAUUCGUAUUGCUGUAUCGUAUUCCACCUAUGACUUUGUUGAUCCAACACAGAACCUUUUGUGCAACUCUAUUUGCAUGUCAACAGACACUCAAAUUGUGGUGUAUAAGCAGAAGUUCGCUCAAGGAAAGCAAGUGGUGGCGAGCUCGGUGCCAUAUCAAUUUUCUACAGUGAACAUUUCCGAUAGUGACUCUUCAUUGAACUCUGUCAGAGAUGUUCUGCUCGUUUAUUUCUAUCUGUGGAGAAAUCCUUUCAACGUGCAAGCAGAAAAUUUUAUUUCGGACAUGUACAGCUUUGCAGUUGUGAUGGGCGAGUUACUGGUCAAGAACAAUGUGAUGAUGGAAACAAGAACAGCGACGAUGGAUGCAGUCCCGAUUGUCGUCAAGAACAAUCUUUCACAUGUGAAGCAGGAAACAGUGUACUUGCAAGCCGAUGUACUCCACUCAAAACAAAAGUCUUGGGGCUUGUUGGUUGUGCCUGAGAUGGCAUUUGAAGGCAUCAUCGACAUCUCUGCAUUCCUGUAUGACCAGGUCCCGUUGGCACAAACUUCAGAACGCGGUCCAACUAUCGUUCUUGGCCCAGCAGGAACAACUUUGGUAAAGCCCUUAACCUUGUCAUUGGAUGUAUCGUCAUUUCCUGAGGAGCAGAGCGGUUCCAAAGAACCCUCCGCCAUCAACAACUCCGGAGACAUCUGCAAAUGCAAGCGCCUUGAUUCCAACUUCCUCCGAACAGGUCAGAAUUCUGCACUUGUUGGAGCCGGAGUAGAUAGCCAGGAAGAUUCAGCCAAGAAGGACGUCGACGUCAGCGAGAAGCAAGAGCAGCAGCAGCAGCCGGCUGCGCAAGAGCAGCAGAAGCCAGCAGCAUCAGCCUGGGUGGAGGGCAGUGAGAAGCAAGAGCCAGCGGGACCAGCCCGGGUCGAUGUCAGUGGACAGCACCAGCAGCACCAGCAGCUGUCACAACUACCAGCCCAGGUCGACAUCAGCGAGAGCCAGCAGCAGCAGCAGCCGGCUGCGGUACCAGCCCGGGUCGAGAUCGAUGAGCAGCAGGAGCCAGCGGUACCAGCCCAGGUCGACGUCAGCGAGAGCCAGCAGCAACCAGCGCAGCAGCAGCAGCCGGCCCAGGUCGACGUCGGCGAGAAGCAAGAGCAGCAGCAGCAGCAGCAGCUGUCACAACUACCAGCCCGGAUCGACGUCAGCGAGAGCCAGCAACCAGCAGUACAAGCCCAGGUCGACGUCAGCGAGAACCAGCAGCAACCAACACAGCAGCAGCAGCAGCAGCUGUCACAACUACCACCAGCCCGGAUCGGCGUCAGCGAGAAGCAAGAGCAGCAGAAGCCAGCAGCAUCAGCCUGGGUGGAGGGCACAAAGCUGAUCGAAGAGCACAACCGGAAAGUUUUGGAAGUAACCAAGCCAGUACCAACAAACAAAUUGAACUUCACGUUUGGAAAUCAAGACGAAACGAUUUCUGAAGUAGAAUCAUUGAAAGACUUGAAGCAACAAGGCGAAAAGCAAUCACUGAAAGAGCAAAGCGGCAAGGAGGAGAUAAAAGAUGUCAAAGACGUUAUUCAGACUGUUGCAGCGACUAGUUCCAAGGAUACCGCAGGAGCAAAAAGUCUCGCGGAACAAGCAGCUUCCGAGCAAAAGACUGAGGUAAGGCUACUGCCGUCAGAACUAGGGAACCCCGAACUACUUGAGGAGAGAUUCCUUAUCAAAGAUGACGAGGAGUACAAGAAGGUGGCAGCGCAGAAGCUGCGGCAGUUGAGAGAAGAAGGCGUCUUGAGCGGUGCUUCGGCUCAGUUUGCGUACUACUCUGGUCCAAAAACUCUUGAAGCAUCACACGACUCGCAUGCAGCGGAUGAGACUCUAAAGAGACAGAAGAAGUUCCAGACGAUGAAGAAAGUGUUUGAGCACGUCAGGAAAUAA